CGUGAACGGACGCGUUUCUCGCUUCGGUCUUUGGUUUGGUGCGCGCUCGCUCGCUCUUGACUCAUCUCUACCUUAAAAAAAAAGCAUUAAGCAGUUGGAGCUUUCUCAGAAGCUCGCAGACUCUCUGGGAACCGACAACAACAACAGCAAAAAGACGUUGGUUUUGUGCAAAAUUUUCAGUGAAGAUACACCACCGGUGCGGAAGAUAGCCCACGCAGUUCAUGGUGAAAGGGUGAAGGUUCUUUCCGGUUUACCUCUCGUGUUUAAGGGACUCCCCAGUUCCGGACUAGAAGGUGUGACAGUGAAUAAAGUUCUCAGAAAGUGAUUUCAAUCUAAGCACAGAAGGACUACCCCGGAACAAAGGGGGUUAAUCCCCUUGUGAUCUUCACUGAACCUUCGGAUUACAAAACUGGAUCAUCGGAUCAUCAGCAGCCAGAGAGAGUUACCAACGCCACGGUUCAGAGAUGAGGAAGUGCUGUCUUCUUCUACUACUACCGGUAGUAUUAGGAACACGAUCGCCGGCCGCAGUCUUUGAGGAUGUGUUCGAGCUGGGACGACCGGCCGUUGCCUACCUGACGACUCCGGAAAAUCAGAAUGGCAUGCACGCCUAUCUGACGAAACGGAACCGCCAGAUGGCGGAACCGCAAGGCAUGGUGAUGUCCGCGUCGUCCUACGCCUGGGCCAGCCCGGCGGCCAACGAGCGCUACCAGAGCUUCGAGGAAACCCAAAACGACCGCAUCCGGAUGGAGAAUCUCAAGCGGAUUGCCUCGGUGCGAACGAAACGGCUGGACGCGUUGGCCCACCCGCCACCACCGCCGCCAGCCAAGAAAGCGAGGGGACAGCAGCAGCAGCUGAGGAAGCCCAAGCAGGUCAACAUUGUUCCGCGGGAGGUGUUCAAGUUUACGCUGGAGGACGCCAUGAUUCAUCCCAAGGUGGAAUCGUCGAGCAAGAACAAGCGCAGGGUUAAGCGUGAGUUGGGAGUUGAACGGGUUCCGAAACGGUUGGAGCCGGUUCCGCGGGAGAUUCUGUGGUUUGAGGCGAAGGACGCGAUUACGCAGAGUCCGCAGGAAGAACAGGGAGCGAUUCAUCAGAGAAGGAAGCGAUCGGCGGAUCCGGGCAAUAACGAGGGUCGGGAUGUGGUUUCUUUCCAGCUGCAGGACGCGAAGACUGCCGAUCGGGAUAGUGGACUGUUCAACAAGCAGCUGAUUGAGGAGAAUCCGAACCUGAGGAUGCCAUUUAUGACUUCGGACAACUUCAAGCGGGGUUCGGUUUUUGAUGAGAUUGUGGAGCGACCGGAACCGAGAAAGCGCGAGAGGAAGAAGGAGAAGCGCGAGAAUCAGAGCGAUGACUCGGACCUGAACAUUGAGGAGUCGAGACGGGUGAAGGUUCGUGGGGGAAAGAAGAAGCUAGCAAAUUAUGAUGAUUUGCCACUUGGGGUACAGAAGGCGAUUGAUAUCGCAAUUCAGGAGAACGAGCGUAUGAACGGUAAGAUCUCGGAGGAACCUCCACGCUCGCCACCAAAGUACUACUUUGGAGAUAAGAAACCAAAGACCAAGAAACCGUUCAGUUCGACGACCAGCGCUAAGCCAAGCUUCCCAAGCAGUCCUAAGGAGUCCAAGUUUGCACCGAGCCCACCAAUCGAAACCGGAUUCGUUCCGAGCAAACCGAUGUCCAGUCAGGAUUCGAGUGAGAACAUCAAGCCGGAAAAGUCCAGCCCGGGAGCGUGGUGGCCUGUUUCAAAUCUGAACCGAUCGAAGCGACUUCAGCAGAAGGCAACCUACCCGCCACUGGUGGUCAGUCCACAGUACGUACACACCUACAAACCAACCAUGGAGAGUUACAAGAUGAAGGAACUGUCCCAGAGUUAUGAACAAUCUCAGAGCUUCGAACAUUCCCAUGAAAACUCUUAUGAAAUUCCCGAAUCCUCCAAGGAAUACCACCAGGAAAAGCCAAAGAUUAAGUACGUGAUCAAGGAGAUUCCAGUCCGCAUGAAGGAGUCCCGCACGAAGAUCACCGUUCAACCGACGAUCUCGAUCUCGUACGACAAGGAGCCCACCGGCACCGGAAGUUCCUCGGAAAGCGACUCCAAGGAUUACAACAAUCCGUACGGUCCCGUUGAGCUGCGCUACGAACAACCCAAAGAAUCGCCAAAAUCAUUCGCCAACCUGAAGAUCGUUGUUCCGGACUCGAAGGAACAGUCGGAAUCCUCGUACUACGACGACAACCACGUUGUUGAACAUCCAAACCCGACGGAGGCAUCCCAUUCUUCGGAGAGCUACGAAAAAACCGGAAGUAGCAUCGCUGCUCUGUCGGCGUUGAUCGGCAAACGACCAACGAUCCAACUCAAGGGACUCAACGACCUGCUGGGGAUGCCAAUCCCGAUCGGUAACCAGCAGCCCCUCCAAAAACUUAAGACUCGAGUUCGACCCCAGGACAAUACCGCGCCAAUUCUCUUCCCCGGUGAAUCCUCCACUCCAACUCCACCCCCAGCGAAGAAGAUGCCCGGAUAUCGCAGCGUCCAAAUCGAAAACGGACCAAAGAUCUUGUACGAAGACAACAGCAGCCCAAGCACCCUCUACCACACGGUCCAGAUGAACCCGCAGCUCAAGGUCCCCAUGACCAAGGACUACACCCCGAUCAAGGAGGUCGUGUCGGAUAUCGCAGAUUCGGACCUGAUCGGACCCACGAUCGCCACCCCAACGCACGCCACCUACAUCAUCAGCUCAUCCUCGACUCCGGUCCCACCGACCGCAGAGUCAGAGCACAGCUACGAAUCGUCAGGCGAUAUCAGCAACCAGGAAUCCGCCAGCUACCUCCAAGAAGUUCACAGCACCCCGGAAACGAUCGUCGAACCAAUCAGCGUACAGUACCAAACGAGGCAGGUCAACUACAAGCAACACCAGCAUCAACACCACGUCAAACACUACGAGGAACACGAGGAGGACGAACACGAGCACGCGGCACACCACAAGUACCACGGACACCACUUUGACCACCCGCAUUCCGACCACCAUCAUCACCACGAUGAUGACGAGCACAGUGAGGAUUAUGACGACGGCGAGGGUUACGCCUUCGGGUACCGCGUGCGUGACUUCCACACCGGCAACGACUUUGGCCACAUCCAAAACCGUGACAACGGAGUGACGCGGGGCGAGUACCACAUCCUCCUCCCGGACGGUCGCGUCCAGAACGUGCGCUACCACGCCGACGAGAAGGGCUUCCACGCGGAGGUCAGCUACGAGAGCGUCCACGGCUCCUCGUCCGAAUCGUCGUCGUCGUCGUCCUCCAGCAAGUGAAGGGAGCGGGAUUCAUCAUACCACAUUUUCGUUGAAGAAAAUCUCCUGCCUCCUACCCCUGUGGUGUACAUAGGAAACGAGCGUUCUCAACCACCCCCGCCCCCUAGUUUGUACGAAGUGAUCGCGAGCGCAUAACCUAGAAAAAAAUAGCAAGCAAGUACGCGAGAGAGUUUUAGCUAGUCACCGCCAGAGGGAUUUCAUCGAUCUUUUUCAACUUCUCUAGAGAAAAGCUCUCGCGCAAGCACACGUACCGGACACGCUAGAAGCUUUCGCGGAUCGUCGCACCCAAAACGCUUCGCAGCUAGGGUGGGCCCCCAGUUUUAUUAAAUCUUACCGUAUUGUUGUUACUGUUAAUCAUACCGGAAACACUAGAGAGUAUUGUUGUUGAUCUUGUUGUUUUCGAGUAGCCACUAAGUGCAAGCCUGUUAUUUAAUUUUAUUUUAUUUAAAUACUCGUAAGACACGUGUUCUGUACUCACUACACUAAAACUCUGUACAUUACGCAGACUUAACCUGUGCUGAUUACACCUGGACACUGUCACCCACGAAAAAAAAAACUCAUCCACAACUCUUGUGAUUAAGGGACCUGUGCAAUUCGUUAGCGUGAGGGAAGCUUCAUCUCGAGCGUUUUUUUAUUUUUAUUCUUCAAUGCAAUCAUUUCGGACCAUUCAUUAGCGUGUAAGGAUCUGUAGGGAAGUGAAGUGCUAUUGAAGAGUAGUUAGGGUAGUAGUUAGGAAACGUCCAAGUAUUAUUUGAAGCAUACUAAAUCAUAAAGUUACGAACGUAUACCGUUAAAGCAAUGUAGACCCUGUAAGGAACGACCCCAUACCAAACCGAUGUUGUACCUUUUUGAUAAAUGGAUAAUGAGCGAAAAGAAUUGAAACGAACAAAAACUGUUGAACAUGUUGUAAUAAAAUAAAAACUUUGUUAAAAAUAA
This is a messenger RNA of Culex quinquefasciatus (southern house mosquito), 4232 nucleotides long. It is a transcript of the gene Cpr50Ca, whose product is annotated as bromodomain-containing protein 4B. Gene Ontology annotation, cellular component: extracellular matrix. NCBI's taxonomy places the organism in Eukaryota, Metazoa, Arthropoda, Insecta, Diptera, Culicidae. The record is from RefSeq and is a predicted model, not a curated record. Bases 465 to 3296 code for a protein of 943 amino acids. The transcript is spliced from 4 exons.